AUGUCGCAAUCUCCAAAUGUCAGCGCUCUCAUCCAAUUAGCCAGCGACAUUCACAAAAACAAGCCACCCGAAACGAUCUUAAAGUCACUCGAAAACACUGUAGCUGCCCUCUUCGGCUACAGUUUGUUCACCGUCUUGGUUUACGAUGCGAAAUCAUCCACCAUAAGUCGCAUAUACUCAACGAGACAGGAUGUCCAGCCCGUCGGCACCCGCAAAAAGGUCACGUCAAGCCCUUGGGCGCAAUUGGUCCUUAAGGAUGGACGGAUGUAUCUCGGGUCUACCAUCGAGGACAUGAAGGUCUUUUCUGAGUAUGAGUUCCUCGCCACGAUUGGAUGCGAAAGCGUUUUGAACGUUCCAAUUCGAAGCAGUUUGAGUGGAGAGAUCAUUGGAGCAUUGGCUCUUCUGGGAGAGCCUCACAAGUACGACGAUGCGGAUCAGGGCCUGGCGGUGCUAGUCGCUGUUCUUGUGGCUGGCGUGGUAGAGGCAUCGAGGGAUGAGGUAUUGUCACGGCCCUUUGAUUCGGCCAAAAUGGAGACAGUUUGA
This is a messenger RNA of Fusarium keratoplasticum, 543 nucleotides long. RefSeq lists its product as uncharacterized. The record is from RefSeq and is a predicted model, not a curated record. Lineage: Eukaryota; Fungi; Ascomycota; Sordariomycetes; Hypocreales; Nectriaceae. The coding region runs from base 1 to 543 and encodes 180 amino acids. Gene Ontology annotation, molecular function: protein binding. The transcript has a single exon.